Molecule: messenger RNA, 1626 nt
Organism: Penicillium longicatenatum
Lineage: Eukaryota; Fungi; Ascomycota; Eurotiomycetes; Eurotiales; Aspergillaceae
Gene: erg4
Product: c-24(28) sterol reductase
Exons: 5
Coding region: 1-1626 (541 amino acids)
Biological process (GO): ergosterol biosynthetic process
Cellular component (GO): endoplasmic reticulum membrane
Molecular function (GO): Delta24(24-1) sterol reductase activity
Source: RefSeq, a predicted model, not a curated record
AUGACUGUCACACGUUCCCAGACCGGGAGAACCCCCAAGAAGGUGGAUCGCCCCGGUUUCAUUGAGACCCCUGGCCGGCGUACUCGUCACAGCUCUGCCUUUGAUGGGAGCGAAAACGACGCCUCCGACUCAACUGCCAGCAGGUCCAAGUCGGUCACUCGUCGUCGCACCUCUGCUAAGGUCAAGAUUGAGCAGGAGAAUGAUACACCGCUGAAGUCGAAGACCAAUGGCAAGGCCGCUGCCCCCAAAUCCAAGUCUCGCAUCGUGGACGGUUGGGAGGAGGGACUCGAUCCCAAGAUCGACUACAGCGGACAUUAUGAGUUCGGCGGUUCCCUGGGUGUCUCGGCCAUGAUGAUCGGUUUCCCCAUGCUCAUGUACUACAUGUGGAUUGGUGCGACUUACUAUGAUGGCAAAUUCCCUACCCGGGAGGAGGGGCAGAGUUUCUCUGACUUCUUCAGCCACAUGGCGCAUUUGGUAUACACUGGUGCUUUCCCGUCGCUCAAGGCAUGGGUUAUCUACUGGGUCUUUUUCAUCUUCGAAGGUGCUUGCUACGUGCUGCUUCCUGGUAUCUCUGUCACCGGCCGUUCGUUGCCGCAUUCGGGCAACAAGCAGCUGCCCUACUACUGCUCAGCUGUGUGGUCUUUCUACACUAGCAUUAUUCUAGUGCUGGUUCUCCAUUUCACCGGUCUCUUCAAGCUCUACACAAUUAUUGAUGAGUUUGGUCCCCUACUCAGCGUUGCUAUCUUGUCGGGCUUCUUGGUCUCCAUUGUUGCCUACUUCUCGGCUCUGGCUCGCGGCGCCCAGCACCGUAUGACUGGGUCCCCGAUUUAUGACUUUUUCAUGGGUGCCGAGCUUAACCCGCGCAUGUUUGGCAUCCUUGACUUCAAGAUGUUCUUUGAGGUUCGUCUGCCGUGGUUCAUUCUGCUGUUCCUUUCCAUGGGCGCGGCUGCUCGCCAGUACGAGGUCUACGGCUACGUUUCCGGUGAAGUGAUGUUCCUUGUCAUGGCACACUUUCUGUACGCCAAUGCCUGCUCCAAGGGUGAGGAGUGCAUUGUGUCCACCUGGGACAUGUACUACGAGAAGUGGGGUUUCAUGCUCAUCUUCUGGAAUUUGGCCGGCGUGCCUCUGAGCUACUGCCACUGCACUAUCUACCUGGCUAACCACGACCCCGCCGAAUACCACUGGAACCGCUUCUUCCUUGCCUUCCUCUACAUCGCCUAUCUCUUUGUUUACUGGGUUUGGGACACUACCAAUAGCCAGAAGAACCGAUUUCGCCAGCAGGAGCGCGGCACAAUGGUCAAGCGUAACACUUUCCCUCAGCUCCCAUGGCAAACCGUGGAGAACCCGAAGACUAUUACUGCCGACGAUGGCUCCAAGAUUCUUGUUGAUGGGUGGUACGGCAAAGCCCGCAAGAUCCACUACACUUGCGAUCUUUACUUUGCCCUGAACUGGGGCCUGAUCACCGGCUUCUCCAGCCCCUUCCCGUGGUUCUACCCGCUCUUCUUCGCCUGCAUGAUUUCCCACCGUGCUCUGCGUGAUAUCCAGCGGUGCCGGACCAAGUACGGCGAGGCCUGGCUCCAGUAUGAGCGGGAGGUGCCCUACCUCUUCAUUCCCUACGUCAUCUAA